GAGACCCUUUUUCUUCCUUCCCUUCAACCCCUUUUGGUUCCCCUUAAUUCUUCAAAGGCUCAAUCAAAGCUAAGAUUUUUAUCUCUUAAGCUUUACAAUAAUUAAAGGUUAAAAACGUGUGUGGUUGUUGUUGGAAGUUGAAACACAAGUUACAGACCAAGUGUUUGAUCUUAAAUUUCUCUUAACAAUUCUCUUUUGUUUUCAAUAUUAUAUACCCAAUUUUUUUAACUAUUUAGUCUUGGAUAUUUUGUUUAUCUUGUCAUCUUUUCUGUUUUUUUGUUCUCAUCUUUUGCAUCCUUCUUUGUGUGUCUUUAUCUUUCUGUUAACUUUCCCUUCUGGUCCUGGAUAGGCCAGGAACCUAACCACCCUGGUCUAAAGCUUCAUCUGGUUCUCCUAUGGCAACUUGGGUUUUAUCAGAAUGUGGCUUAAAGCCUCUUCCUCCAGUAUUUCCAAGACCUAGAACUGGGGUUGUUUUGUUCAACCCUUCAAAGGUUAGGUUUGUUAGCACAAACAUGGGAGUGAGAGAUCUGAAGUUUCAACCCAGAGGCUAUACAAGUUGUAGCUUUGGGGAGAGAAACUGGGGAUUGAAAGUGAGUGCCCCUUUGAGUAUUGCUUCUCCCAUUGAAGGAGAGCAAGAGAGUGCAGCAGAGAUAAUCAAUGGUGCUAAUGGGGUUGAACAAGAACUUCCAGAAUUUGACCCUAGUGCACCACCACCAUUCAAAUUGGCUGAUGUUAGAGCAGCAAUUCCAAAACAUUGUUGGGUAAAGGACCCUUGGAAGUCAAUGAGUUAUGUAGUCAGAGAUGUCAUUGUUGUUAUUGGGUUGGCUGCUGCUGCUGCUUUUCUCAACAACUGGUUGGUUUGGCCUCUCUAUUGGGCCGCUCAAGGGACUAUGUUCUGGGCUCUGUUUGUUCUUGGCCAUGAUUGUGGUCAUGGAAGCUUUUCAAAUGACCCCAAUCUGAACAGUGUUGUUGGGCAUCUGCUACAUUCUUCAAUCUUAGUACCUUAUCAUGGAUGGAGAAUUAGUCAUAGGACUCAUCACCAAAAUCAUGGCCAUGUUGAAAAUGAUGAAUCUUGGCACCCGUUGCCUGAGAAAAUAUUCAGGAGCUUGGACAAUGUAACACGUACUUUAAGAUUUAAAGUGCCUUUUCCAAUGCUUGCAUAUCCUGUAUACCUUUGGAGCAGGAGUCCUGGGAAGACUGGUUCUCACUUUGACCCAAGCAGUGAAUUGUUCGUUCCCAGUGAAAGAAAAGAUGUUAUUACUUCUACAGUUUCUUGGACAGCAAUGGUGGCAUUGCUUGUAGGAUUGGGGUUUGUAAUGGGACCAAUUCAAUUGCUAAAGCUUUAUGGAGUUCCCUACGUGAUUUUUGUCAUGUGGUUGGAUUUGGUGACUUACUUGCACCAUCAUGGCCAUGAAGACAAAUUACCAUGGUAUCGUGGACAGGAAUGGAACUACCUUAGGGGUGGUCUUACUACUAUUGAUCGUGACUAUGGAUUAAUUAAUAACAUACACCAUGACAUUGGAACUCAUGUCAUUCAUCACCUAUUUCCUCAAAUCCCACACUAUCACUUAAUUGAAGCUACUGAGGCAGCUAAGCCAGUGUUUGGAAAAUAUUACCGAGAGCCAAAGAAAUCUGCUCCUUUUCCCUUUCACCUUAUUGGGGACUUGGUAAGGAGCUUGAGGAAAGACCAUUUUGUUAGUGACACUGGAGAUAUAGUGUACUAUCAAACAGACCCUGAGCUUAGUGAUUCAUCCAAAUCAAACUGAAGCUUAAAAUUUUCCCAUUUUGAAGACAAGUGGGACUUCAACACAAUUCUUAUUGCUGUAAAGAUUGUAUUAGCUUCUCUUUAAGUUACUGCACGUAUUUAGAGUUGAAUUAUUCAUAAGUAAAGGGAAUGAAUGCCUCUUAGAAAUUUAUUGUAACUGCCUGAUAGUAAAUAAUGAGUAGGGUAUGUGUAGUUUAUCCUUCUUGAAGACUGAUUUGUCUGUAAAUUGAUUUUUCUUCAUGAAGGAAGUGAAAUAUUGAAU
This is a messenger RNA of Gastrolobium bilobum, 2027 nucleotides long. RefSeq names its product omega-3 fatty acid desaturase, chloroplastic-like. Gene Ontology annotation, biological process: lipid metabolic process. NCBI's taxonomy places the organism in Eukaryota, Viridiplantae, Streptophyta, Magnoliopsida, Fabales, Fabaceae. The coding region runs from base 396 to 1766 and encodes 456 amino acids. Gene Ontology annotation, molecular function: oxidoreductase activity, acting on paired donors, with oxidation of a pair of donors resulting in the reduction of molecular oxygen to two molecules of water. The transcript has 8 exons. The record is from RefSeq and is a predicted model, not a curated record.